AAGCUGACCUCCCCCUUACAGUCUGCCCCACAAGGUCAGAGUCAGCAAAUCCUUCCCUAAAAAUAACUCAGAUCCCAGUGAACGAGUAUUUUCACAGCGUGGCUCAGUCAGACUGAGGACUGCAGUGCACAGGGGUAGCAGGGACCACAAUAGUAAAGUCUAAUGUCAUUAUCUCAAGUAAGGAUGCCAGCAAACACAUCCAACCGGAAGAAGCAAAACGCAUACGCACCAGUUGCUGUGGAUCCAGAUACAGGUUACUGUACCCCAGGAGCUUUUGAACUGGAGAGACUUUUUUGGCAAGGGGCGGCCAAAUUUACCCACGUCAAUGAGGUGUGGCCCAACCUCUAUAUCGGCGAUGAGAAAACAGCUCUCGAUCGUUAUGGCCUGGAACAAUCCAGCUUCACUCACAUCCUGAAUGCAGCACAUGGCCGAUGGAACGUAGAUACAGGCCCUGAGUAUUACAGCGAAAUGAGUGUUGAGUACUAUGGAGUGGAAGCAGAAGACCUCCCCAGCUUUAACCUUAGUCAGUUCUUCUACCCAGCAGCUGAAUUCAUCCACAAUGCACUGAGCAGCUCUGACAAUAAAGUACUAGUGCACUGCGCCAUGGGCCGUAGCAGAUCAGCAUCCCUGGUCCUGGCCUAUUUGAUGAUUUACAAGCAAAUGACAGUUGUGGAUGCAAUUACACAGGUACUGAAGCACCGCUGCAUUCUCCCAAACAGGGGCUUCCUCAAGCAGCUUAGAGAACUGGACAUUCAGUUGGCCCUGGAAAGGCGAGAAGCUAGAAGUAAAGAAAAGACAAAUGACAUUGAGAAGGACAAGUGAUGUUUGGCAUUGAGCCACAUGAAAGCUGUCAAGGACAGAAUCUUGUACGCAUUGUAUAGAGGAGACAAGUGUGAUAACUCCAUAAUAACUUACUUUUAUAAGAUAUCAUAGUUGGAAUAGACUUUCUGACCAGUUGACUCAGAAAUGUAAUUUAAGAUGAUUGUUUACUUGGUCUCCAGAUAAAACAUUGGCUGCAGGAGAGGCCAGCAAACUCUCACUCAUAGCCAAGAUGUUAAAGAAGACUUUUUUUUUUUUUUAUUAUUAUUAUUAUCUUUGUAUUCUGAAUCUCUGUAAUACUAAACAUGGAAUGGAUAGAUCACAGUUAUUUUAACAUUGUAGUAAUAAACCAACACCUUUUAAAGAAAUAAUCAAA
Bombina bombina (fire-bellied toad) is the source of this 1195-nucleotide messenger RNA. RefSeq names its product dual specificity phosphatase 29 (gene DUSP29). Gene Ontology annotation, cellular component: cytoplasm. NCBI's taxonomy places the organism in Eukaryota, Metazoa, Chordata, Amphibia, Anura, Bombinatoridae. The coding region runs from base 163 to 822 and encodes 219 amino acids. Gene Ontology annotation, biological process: protein dephosphorylation; negative regulation of MAPK cascade. Gene Ontology annotation, molecular function: MAP kinase phosphatase activity; protein tyrosine/serine/threonine phosphatase activity. The transcript is spliced from 4 exons. The record is from RefSeq and is a predicted model, not a curated record.